This is a messenger RNA of Dunckerocampus dactyliophorus (ringed pipefish), 4070 nucleotides long. RefSeq names its product matrix metallopeptidase 23ba (gene mmp23ba). Gene Ontology annotation, cellular component: extracellular matrix. The record is from RefSeq and is a predicted model, not a curated record. Gene Ontology annotation, biological process: collagen catabolic process; proteolysis; extracellular matrix organization. NCBI's taxonomy places the organism in Eukaryota, Metazoa, Chordata, Actinopteri, Syngnathiformes, Syngnathidae. Bases 139 to 1335 code for a protein of 398 amino acids. Gene Ontology annotation, molecular function: zinc ion binding; metalloendopeptidase activity. The transcript has 8 exons.
GAGCCGAGCAGCUGCUGCUGCCGCUGCUGCCUCUUCUUCCACUUAGGACCUUGCAGUCUCCAGCACACAGCAGCUCACACGGGAGUGCAAUGGCCGAGGAGUAGUAGACUUUCUGACGAGCAUGUGCGAGUUGUCAAGAUGGACUGUUUGUUGAUUUUCUUCUCCUGGAUGUGCGACACCGUAACCAUGGGGUGCUGUCAGGCUCCCGGUCGGCAGAGGAGACGAAGCUGCUGGAGGUGGGAGCCUCUGUUGGCGGCCGCACUGAUAAGCCUCCUGCCUCAAAGCACAGCGUUCCCUUCUUGGAGGACCGAGGAAGAAGCUUACACCACUGUGUUGCUCAUCGGAAUGCGCAAAGAGGCCCACUCGCAAGUGCUUCACCUCUCCAGGAACAAGCGCUACACCCUCACCCCGGAGCAGCUCAAAUGGGACAAGUUCAAGCUCACAUACAAAUUGCUAUCCUACCCUACCAACCUGAUAAAUGCCACUGACACACGUCGAGGCAUCGCCAAGGCCUUUGCCAUGUGGAGCGAAGUCUCGCCCUUCAGCUUCCGUGAGGUGCCAGCGGACCACGAGGCGGACAUUAAGAUCGGCUUCUACCCCGUCAACCACACAGACUGUCUACAGUCCCACUUGCACCACUGUUUCGACGGCAUCACGGGAGAAUUGGCUCACGCCUUCUUCCCACCGACGGGCGAGAUCCACUUUGACGACCACGAAUACUGGAUUCUGGGGAACAUGCGGUUCAGCUGGAAGAAAGGGGUUUGGCUCACAGACCUCGUCCAUGUGGCAACACAUGAGAUAGGCCACGUGCUGGGACUCAUGCACUCCAGGGAUUCAAAAGCUAUCAUGCACCUGAAUGCAACACUGACUGGGCGCAAGCUGAUCACACAGGACGAUGUGUGGGGUAUGCACCGUCUCUAUGGAUGUUUGGACCGGUUCUUCAUCUGUCCGGCGUGGGCUCGUAAAGGCUAUUGUGACAGCAAGCGCAAGCUGAUGCAGAAGCACUGCCCCUCCAGCUGUGAUUUCUGUUACGAAUUCCCUUUCCCCACUGUGGCUCCCACCCCGACUCCCCCAAGGACCAAACACAAGCUUGUCGUUGAGGGCAAAAAGCUGACUUUUCGUUGUGGCAAGAAAAUAGCAUCUAAGAAGGGAAAAGUAUUUUGGUACAAGGACGGCGAGCUGCUGGAGUUCUCACAUCCCAACUACAUCUCUUUGAAAGACGACCAUAUCACUAUAGUAGCCAACGCCAUCAACGAGGGCACGUACACCUGCAUUGUGAAGAAGAAAGACAAAGUUCUCACCAACUACUCUUGGAGGGUGCGCGUGCGAUUCUGAACACACACACACUCUCUUGGGCACAUAUUUCUAUCUUUAGUACUUUCUAUGCAAUUGUACUGUACUGUACAGCCAUUGUGCAAAUCAAAUAAACAUUCCAUGACGAGGUACUUUUGUGAACGAGCAACGCGUAUGUCGCUGGUCAUUCUCCAAUUGUUUAUGAUACUGUACAAGUACAAUAACUGCUGUUAAGCAUUUCCAACAACAGUGUAUAUUCAAAUAAGAAACUAAGUCAUCCCUGUAGUAUAAUUCAAAUGACAUUAACCACAUUAGUAAGAAAAAGCAGUGUUGUCUGACCUUUGGAUGUACUGUAUCUGGAGCUGAAACCACAUGUGGAAGACUUCAAAUGCUUCACUAGCUUUACAAGGCUCAACACUGCCAGAGAUUGUCAGCCGCUUCACCAGCUGCUCUUCAACACAUCAGGUGUAAUAUUCUAAAGAAGGGAGCUGCAGGGGAAGGCUAAGGGGGACAAAUCAAACAUAACAACUGUCUGUUUUGUUCAAGCUUCACACCAUCUUGAACUAAACCUAAAUGUACCGCUUUUGUUUUUCAUGGGCUGAAAAUCAAAGAGUUGAUUAAUUCAAUUCUAGAAAUGAGGAGCAAAAGCUGCAUGGCGAAAUGCGGAGUGACAUCACUUUUGGACAGCUGAAAAAAGAAGGGGCUGACUUCUUUCACUUUCCACUCUGGCAAAGUGCAGAAUUACAAAGCAGACAGUUUCAAACUUUAUUUCCAGCAAAAAAUAUGCCCUUAUCUUCUCAGCGAAUAGUCAUAAUAGUGGUAGGUGGAAAAGCUAAUGUUGUAUCAUGACACAGUAGCUCACCAUCUGUAAUCACCAUUUAUAAAACUGGAACCUCUAUCAUGAAGUACAAAAAAUGGAAAUAAAAGACAAAACAGAAGCACAAAGCUACCUCUUAAAAUUGCAACAUUGGAUAUGGUAGCAAGGGCCGUCGUAAGAGUUGGAAAUGGAACGUAUCAGCGCCACCAGUCUUGCUGUUAGACAGUCCUUGUUAAUAGUCCUAAUUGAUCACAGAUUGAUCUUGUUUACAGUUCAGUCCAAAGGCAGGCAUUUCGUGCUCUUUCCGUUGAAACUCAGACUCAGAAUUUGAGGCUGAAUCCUGGUCCGACAGCAGACGCUCCCUGAUUGCUGGUGGUCAGGUGAAAGCCUGUGUCCUUUAGGUCGUCAUCCCCCUGAGGGAAAAAAAUAGAGAGUUAAGCAUGAACCUACUAUCAUGCAGUCUUUCUCUCUGAGAGGAAAAAUAUUUACAGAAAUGUAAUAUUUGACACAGAGGGAAAUAUGAGUAAUAAUUUAAAAUCUAAUAAGGACUAAGCCAAGGACACAGUAAAACCUAUGGAGAUCCUCUUAUGCCAAAAUUAAAUAAAUGCCAAUUAACCCCUUUCCAGGAUUUUAUUUUAAUUAAAACACCAAAAAAAUUCAUACUCAAAAUACAUGUACAGUUCUCAUUAAAGCAUUUGGAGUAGAGGCAUAGCUUUAGGCUCUUUUGAAAGCUAACAAGUUGGAUUUUUAGCCCCAGUCAGAAUAUUUCAAAGUGCUCCUGACAUUUAGAUAUAGGAGUUUGAAGACACUGAGAAGAAUUAUUUUUGGGGGGUGGUUCGCCUAUAUAUUUUUUCAGAAACAUGCGCCUUCAAAAUAACAAGUUUGGUGGUAUGGGCUGGAAAACACAAUGGGGUCAUAGCUUAAGUUCUUACCUAAUCCCAUUGGAGUAUUUUACACAGUUUUUUCUAAAGUUACAAUCAGGCCUUCCAAAGUGGAGACCCUUGGUCACACUUGGUCAGUCUUGACUAACCCCAUGGUUUCCUGGUACUGUAUUUUGUCUUUCAACAUAUUUUUGUCGUGAUUGUUUGUAAAAUAAAGAUUUAAAAGUUGCAACGUUCAUGCAGCCUUGACGCACAGUGCAUGGACAGUCCACGUUUUCCUUUUCUCCGUUAUGCGGGACUUCCUUGCUCUUAUGACAAAAGCCCGCCCAUCAAUUAGCAUAUCUGUGUUUUCACUAUUUCAUUGGCUAGUCAAUGCGUAGUGUUACUUAGAUUGGAUGCAAUUGGCCUGGUCUACAAAUGUCGGGGGAGGGGUUGGUACACUUUUGCACAGGUGGUAAUUGGCUACUGUUCUACAGCAAGACAGGGAAAACCGUUCUAAACGCUAUUGGUUCAAGUGAGGUGUCAGUCAAAAGUUAAAUUUAAUUUUUGGCACUCUAAAAAUGCUCCAUAGAAUUCCUGUAUCCAAAAAUAAGACAUAAAAAUUGACCUUAAUCUUCAUAUUUAUGUCAACAGGGAUACCUUUUACAGUGACACUUCUGAAGUCAAACACCUGUGGUCCUUCAAUAUGAAAUACAGCCAAACAAGUCACAGAACAACUUCACUGAAGUCCUCAUGAGACCUUAGUUCUGUGAGCAUCAAAGUAUUAACACUGGACGCGUGUUCCGCUUUGUCGUAUUGUUGAUUUUUUUCCCCAACGCUUAUUGCAAGAUAUGGACCACAGUCAUGCAUGAGACUACAUUUAUGUUUUCCAAUGGUCAAGUUAUUUUUACACAAAAAAAGAUAUGCAUGAGGCUCAUCUUUGUACUGGGCCUUAAUCAUUGUAUGUUUUAUUCUUUUCACGUCUUAAAUUUCUUACAACAAUCAAAGUGGACCAGCAUCACAAUAAACAUUGUGUCACAUCUCAGAGGUUCCUCUGUGACCAGUCGCGUGACUAAAGAUGUGGUGAAAUGCAGGACAAA